Limanda limanda (common dab) is the source of this 6200-nucleotide messenger RNA. It is a transcript of the gene ddhd1a, whose product is annotated as DDHD domain containing 1a. NCBI's taxonomy places the organism in Eukaryota, Metazoa, Chordata, Actinopteri, Pleuronectiformes, Pleuronectidae. The transcript is spliced from 13 exons. Gene Ontology annotation, molecular function: glycerophospholipase activity; metal ion binding. The record is from RefSeq and is a predicted model, not a curated record. Bases 432 to 2996 code for a protein of 854 amino acids. Gene Ontology annotation, cellular component: cytoplasm.
GCGAAGGUUUGUUUGGACAAACCGACUGAACGUGAUACUCCUCCGGGGACCAGAGGACAAGUCACAGUGCGGAGACCGGGUGAGGACUCCCGCGGAGCCGGACUGAAGACACCCGGGGACGGGGGGACUGAGUUUGACCCGAGUCCGAGAGGCUUUGAUAAGGUUUCCGGUUGUAGUUCUACGUCCAGCACCAUUAGCUUAGCCGCCUAGCAAGCUAACAGGCUGAUGUAGCCGCGGCGCCCUGGGGGAUACGCGCCGGCAGCUCGUCUGGAGCUCCGUGAUUUUUAGGUGAAAUUGAUGUUCUUCUAAAUAAUUAACCACUAUGACAUGUUGCUGUUGGAUGUGGUGAAGUGGUGGCCGCUUUGAAAAGGAGGCAGGAGGAGCAGAAGGAGGCAGGAGCAGCAGGAGGAGGCUGGGCUGCUCGGAGAGUUAUGAGCAGUUUCAACAUCAGAACCGACACCUCCACGCUGAGCUCCUCUCUGGGCACCGACAGCCAGGGCUCCUCUCUGGGCACCGACAGCCAGGGCUCACCGCUCGGCCUCACCACCACCAACAACAACAACAAGGAGUGGGUCGUGGGGAGCGAUGGGUUCCCCUGCUGCCACGAUAUGAGUCCCAUGGACGAGACGGUGCAAGCGGGGAUGUCCUCGGUCCAGGCGGGACAUGACGGGCACCUGCCCUUCCUCCACGCCGGGCACAUCCCACAGCUCCUGGACCUCACUUCCCCCGGAGGCUACCUCGACAGCGGGCCAGUCGGGUACAGCAACGGCGGCGGAGGGAGCACCGUGGGCCCGCUGUUCGAGAAGAGGAAGCGGUCGAGGUCCAACAGCUCCAGGAGCCGCUUCAACGAGGUGGUGACGGAGCUGGGACCCGAGGAGGUGCGCUGGUUCUACAAGGAGGACAAGAAGACGUGGAAAGCCUUCGUCGGGCAUGACUCGCUCAACAUCGAGCUCAUGUUUCGGAAAUACUCGGAGCUGAACCCCAGGGUGGUGGAGCCCCGGGACGGCGGGGAGAAGGAGCCGGAGGAGGGCUGCGGUGGGGAGGACAAGGGGCUGAACGGUGCGGUGCCGGUGGAGACAUCCACCACGUCCACCGUGUCCUCAGAGGACCGAGACCCGGACUGCUUUGAGAUCAACGUGGAGCCUGUGUGUGUCCGGGGUGGGCUCUACGAGGUGGACAUCAAGGAGAGGCAGUGCAACCCCGUCUACUGGAAGCAACAAGAUCACAUUCCGGUGAUGAGAGGCCAGUGGUUUAUUGAUGGUACCUGGCUCCCAUUGGAGGAGGAGGAGAGUGACCUCAUCGAGCAGGAGCACCUAAGCCAUUUCCGCGGGCAACAGAUGCAGGACACGUUCGAGUCCGACCUGGUGGUGAAAACCGUCGACAGCAAAGAUGCCAUCCACAGUCUGAAGCUGAGUCGGACCCACAUAGAUUGGCACAGCGUGGAUGAGGUCUACCUCUACAGCGACGCCACCACCUCCAAAAUUGCUCGCACCGUGACUCAGAAACUGGGUUUCUCCAAAGCCUCAAGCAGUGGGACAGGGCUCCACCGGGGCUUCGUUGAGGAGGCCUCACCCGAGGACAGACCCCCUCAGACUACACACAUCGUCUUUGUGGUCCAUGGGAUUGGACAGAAGAUGGACCAGGGACGCAUUAUUAAAAACACUGGAAUGCUGAGGGAGGGUGUGAGGAAGAUGGAGGAGAAGCACUUUUCAGAAAUCAGUGAGGAGCGUGUGGACUUUCUGCCAGUGGAGUGGCGCUCCAAACUCUCACUGGAUGGAGACACAGUAGACUCGAUCACACCAGACAAAGUGAGAGGAUUGAGAGAUCUCCUCAACAGCAGUGCGAUGGACAUCAUGUACUACAACAGCCCUCUUUACAGGGACGAGAUUACCAAAGGCCUAACGCAGGAGCUUAACAGGCUUUACACACUCUUCUGCUCCCGGAAUCCGGAGUUUGAGGAGAGGGGAGGGAAAGUGUCCAUAGUGUCCCACUCCCUCGGCUGCGUCAUCACCUACGACAUCAUGACGGGCUGGGAUCCCGUGCGCUUCUGCCUACAAGAGGAUCGCGCUGUGGAAGAGGAGCUGGACCUGCGCUGGAUGUCGUACCAAGAGAGGCACAUUUUAGAGCAGCUACGGCUCACGAGGAUUAGGAUGCGAGAGCUGGAAACUCAGCUCGUCACACUGGAGUCCUCUAAACCCUCCGCACCUCCAGCCCUCAAAUUUAAGGUGGAUAACUUUUUCUGCGUGGGUUCUCCUCUGGCGGUGUUCUUGGCCCUGAGAGGCAUCCGCCCUGGUACCAGCUGCCAUCAGGACCACAUCCUGCCCACCCCCCUCUGCAGCCGGCUCUUCAACGUCUUUCAUCCCACAGACCCUGUGGCCUACAGACUGGAGCCCCUCAUCCUCAAACAUUAUAGCAAUAUCGCACCUGUUCAGAUACACUGGUGUAGCGCCACAAACCCCACAUCCUACGAAGAGGUCCGGCCAACCUUCCUCACCCCAGUCAAAGACCCAACAUCUGACACCGAGAGCAUUCCCAGCCCGAGCACCUCCCCUGUCCUCCCCCGCAGGCACUAUGGAGAAUCCAUCACUAACCUGGGCAAGGCCAGUAUAAUGGGAGCGGCGAGCAUAGGGAAAGGUAUCGGAGGAAUCCUCUUCUCUCGUUUCUCGCGCUCCAACAGCCAGCCUUCGGUGUCUUUAGGACUGGAGGGAGGGACGAACACCGAGGAAGAGGAGCAGAAGCGGGCAGAGAGCCAUUCGGCGUACGGCCUCUCCACCUUGAUCCGGCCCACCUCACCCAUCGUUGACACGUCAUUGGAGCUGGAGCGGCGUGUCGACUUUGAGCUCAGAGAAGGUAUGGUGGAGAGUCGCUACUGGUCAGCAGUUACCUCCCACACAGGCUACUGGUGCUCACAUGACAUCGCACUUUUCCUGUUGACUUUCAUAUACAAGCAGAAGACGACCUCUGACUUAACAGAAGACGCUCCAGAGCCAGACUGAGUCUGCACAUUACACAACUCUUGAAUAGUGUCUGACAACUAUAAAAGGGUUGCCGAGACACGGAAAUAGACUUCACCCAUUUAUUUUUAUGCGCACAAACUGAUUAAAUACACCUAUCUCUUUCCUUUAUCACCCUGUGAUCCAGCUUUUUGGAAUCUUGGAAAUCAACACAGACGAACUGAUGUAACUCCAAGAUGUGCAUUUAAUGUCUCUUUUUGUUUAUCUUGUACACAAUUGUGCACCCUACGGGUGACAGUGUUGGACUCGGAACCCCUAAGGAGGUGCCCCUUUUACUAGUAUGAGCAGAAGUUGCUUAUAAACAUGAAAAAAGAACUGAAUGAUUGAUUGAUGCACCAAGUGGAAAAGACUUAACUUCGUCCCAGACAACAGCAGCAUCCUGUUGGUGAAGUGUCCAUAAGUUUACGGUUGAUUAAUGCUUCUGCCCAGCAUCCUUUCCAGUGACUCUGUCUGGAGCCUUGUGACACACAUGCCUGACCCUCGGUCACUGAGGCUUUCAGAUUCAAGUCGUCUUUGACAUUGAGGAGAAAGAAAUAGAGCUGUCAAAAAUAGUUUCAUCCUUAAAGCAUUUCUAACCUGUAACAUCUUUAUCUCUACUUUAUCUCUGAUGCUAACAAGAAAAUUGUAUGCCUUUCAAAAUUAGCCAAACAAUGUUACACAUGAAGAAUGUGUUGUCUGUUAUACGUAUGAAUAGGUAUCUCUGUUAAGUCCUUUUAUUUAAUUUUUUUACAGACCCUGAGGGCAUUAUCCCUUUAACAAUGUUUGGGAAGCAUGAAGAGAAACAUAACAAACGCAUUAGUUUGUUUUUCUUAUUCUAUGCCAUGAUCACCUCUUUUUUGAACAUUCAUUCCUAAAUCAGACACCAUGUGCACUGAAUCAAACAAGAGCAAACCACCACUUUUAUACCACACACAUAGUUAAUCAUCCAAUGUUGAGUUUCCAUUAACUAAACAGUUUUGGGGAUAAAAUGCCUCUUAUUACAACAGUUACAGUUUAUCAGGACAUUGUUUUCCAUAAAUGUUUACAACCACAUAAGGCUUGUAUCAUGAUACUUAUACUUUAUCAACAAAGCAUUGAGCAUGUGAAAAUAUUUUCUUACACACAGUUUAUGAAUCCCGAUCGUAGUCUAAAAUGCUCACAAAGUCUUUUGCUCAAAACAAUCUUACUCAUUCAAACUUGCAUGAUUCUAUUUAACUGAUGUGAUACCGAGAUAAUUUUCCAUGUUCAUGUCUUUAUAACGAUAUACAGAUGAAAUCCGUGGGACUAGAUGCAUUUUUUUUUCUCAAAAAAAAAAAUAUAUAUUCAUAUAUUUUUCCUAGCGAUUUUCAGUCUCUUGUGGGCAUGAACAUGGUUCUCAUCUCGGGAGUGCGACUCAAACCUGUGGCCAAAUAACGUGUCUAGCUUGCUACACUCGGAUUUAGUGGUGCAAAGGCUAAUUCAUACUCCAUGAAGACGUAAUUGACCUAAGGUAAAUGUAGCUUCUGUUUUCAUUUUGUGGCCAGUGCACACAAAAGUUAAUUGUAUCUUAUCGGCCUUUUUUUGUGAGUUGGUGACUGGUUCACACUUUGAGAAAUGAAUAUGAUGCAGCCUGUCUUUUUAUUUGUUUAAAAGAUGGGCUCCUUCACACUUAAAAACCUGUGUGUUUUCUAAAAAGAGAAAACAGUAUGGACAAUUAGCAAAAGCAAAUCAUUACCAUGUUUUUUUAUAAAAAGUUUCUGCUAAUCAUGAUUUAUGUAGAUGUCUUUUCUUCGUAUGGUCCUUUAACAACACAGCCAGUAGCAAUUAUGCAGAAAUGAAAAAAGCUCACUCACUUUACGUGGUGUCGUAUAUAUUGUAAAUGAAUGCUGGAAGAAAAAAGACAUAGCAGAGAGUGCCAACACACAUCUAAUGAACUGUGUUGAUGUCUUUAUCAAGUAGGAAAUCUCUCAUGAAUGUUAAUGGAUGUCUAAUUAAAUGAUUUGUAACACAACCGCAGUGGAUGAAGAAAUGGAACGACCCUCAGAUACACAUGUGACAGAGCGUGUUGCCGUCUGUGUCAAAUUUUCCUUGUUAGAAAAUCAAAGAGCUUAUUUUAAUUAGAGACUGUGCGUGCUGCUUCUUUUACGGCAACAUCGUCACGAGCUGUUUGGGAUCAAUUUAUCGGUGUUGUGUGUCUGUUAUGUCCGCAAAGGCCUAAUGACUGAAACCAGGCUGCCUUGUAGUCGACCAGAUGGUAUAGAAUGGACAAAAUAGAAGGGAGUAGGAUAUGGAAGGAUUUCUACAUUUGACCUGGUGGAUCUUGCACAUUCAUCAGCUACGAGUUGCACAGAAAGGAUGUAGAAAACAGCCCGAUAAUUAAUGAUUUUAUUUAUACUUGUUCGCACGUGUUACAUUGCAGCAAUAGAAACUUGAAGGGUUUUCUCGGACGGCAGGAAUGCUAUUUACCUUGGAGACCGUAGGCGUGCAAUGCAGAAUACGUAGAACACUUCCAUUGUUGCCUCUGCACCUGAAAAUCACACUUGCAAAUGCAUAUUGUAGGAGUGUGUACAGGCCCUCAUAACAAUCACGACAAGGUUUGUGAUUCAGCUCCAAGUUUCCACCAUUUAUGUGAAAUUUGCACAUUUUCAAUCGGAGCAAUUCUUGAUUCCCGCACAGAUUUUAAACUGUGCUCACUCUGCAUGAGAACUCAAUAAAUAAACAACUAAACUGAAGAGAAUGACAGACAGUUUUGUCAACGUACAUUGUACUUUUGACUUCACAAGCAUUUUAUGCACAACAUUUUGAAUGAUGACCGUACACUAUAUUUUUUUGUCAAAGGUACAAGCAUCAGGGAAAAGUCUACUAUACAUUUUUGUAGAUUUAAGUGUUGAAUCCAGUUCGAAGCCAUUAUUCCUUCAAAUGAAGUGCUGUCACAGGUGUGUUGUCAGUCUUUAAAAUAUUCAAAACUUAAUCAAAGAAGGGCCUGCAGCCAUAUGUCAUCACACACUGGGUGAGAAAGAGAACUGCACAUCGAAAGUUAUUGUGUUUUUGAAUGAAGAUUUGUGUCAGUUACCACUGUUAACUUUGAAUGGAUGUCUGGAAAAGUUUUUUUUUUGUCUAUACCUAGAGCUGUGCAAUAACCCAUGCCUGUAAUGGAUUCUAACUGCCAUCCAAAGCAUUGUAUUUAUUUCCUUUUAUUAAAGUAUUUCUUUUCCUUUUUGGAUACAA